AUGGAAUAUGUACCCCAAAACUCCCAAACCUCCCAAACCUCUCUUCAAAGAAGAAAGUGGUCAACCAAAGAACACAUUGUGCUCAUCAGCGCUUGGUUGAACACCAGCAAGGAUGCCAUCGUGAGUACUGACCAGAAGGCCGGAGCGUUUUGGAAGCGAAUAGUUGACUACGUCAACGCAAGCCCUCUGCUCAGUGGCGCCGUUCCUAGAGAGUGGAGUCAGUGUAAGCAGAGGUGGGGAAGAAUCAACGAGCAGGUGUGCAAGUUUGUGGGCUGCUAUGAAGCGGCUGUGAGGGAGCAAGCGAGUGGCCAAAACGAGAAUGAUGUCAUGAAGGCUGCCCAUGACAUCUUCUUGAAUGAUCUUGGCAUCAAGUUCACGCUUGAACAUUGUUGGAGGGAACUUCGGUUCGAUCAGAAAUGGAAAUCACUCGCUGUGCCCAAAGAAGGUCCCAAGGAGAAAAGGAAGGAAGCUGCGGAGGUGGUGGCUGAGGAGGAAGGUGCGGAUGUUCGGCCUCCUGGUGUCAAGGCUUGCAAAGCAGCCAAACGCAAGAGGCAGGGUUAUGAUGAGAUACAUAGCAUGCUUGCUGUGAAAAAGGAGAUACAGCAACAGAAACUCCUAGAGCGUCUCCUUGCCAAAGACCCUACCCAUCUAUCUGCAAACGAAAUCACCCUCAUGGACAAACUCAUUUCUGAAAUGAUUUGA
Molecule: messenger RNA, 702 nt
Organism: Raphanus sativus (radish)
Lineage: Eukaryota; Viridiplantae; Streptophyta; Magnoliopsida; Brassicales; Brassicaceae
Product: glutathione S-transferase T3-like
Exons: 1
Coding region: 1-702 (233 amino acids)
Source: RefSeq, a predicted model, not a curated record